This is a messenger RNA of Caenorhabditis sp. 36 PRJEB53466, 2957 nucleotides long. The record is from the annotation of a GenBank genome assembly. NCBI's taxonomy places the organism in Eukaryota, Metazoa, Nematoda, Chromadorea, Rhabditida, Rhabditidae.
AUGGGACGAGACAGAUCUAGAUCAAGUUCAGACUCAGACGAAUAUCGUUCUAACAGGUAAACCCCUUGAAAAAUACCGACUUUAAAGCUUUUUCAGGAAAAGAGAAGAGACUCAUAGGCGGCGCGAGCACGAUAGACAUCGAGAUUCGGAUAGAGACAGGGAUCGACGGCGCCGAAGGUGAGUGUUUGUGCGUUUCUUGUUCGAUAAUGCGAGUAGGAGUGCGAACUUCGUUCGAAACAACAACAAAAACCAACAGGCUGCUUUCAAAGCUGUCUUUUUUACAGAAAAGGUUUGCAUUUCCGUUCUCCAACAUUCCUCUCCGUCUGAACAGACUAGGAAAUUAAUUCGAUACUUGAUAAUUUGUUGGAUUGUACAUAUUGUAAUAAAAUAAAAAAAGCCGCAUAGUGUAAAUCUUAUUUAGCAGCGAAGGGAAUCGGCAGGAGCUGUGGCAGAGGAUGAAGCGAAGAAAAGAAUGUUCUGAAUAACUUUUCUGUUUAACCCCUUUUUCCUAGUUAUAAAUCUAUCAGAUAACCACAAUUUCAGCCGUUCCCGUUCUAAUUCUUCCCGUCAUCGGAGAGCGGAUGGGGCGCAACGCAAUCGGAGCAACAGACAUGGCUCCGAUUAUAAAGAUACAUCUGUUCUGAAUCGAUCUUCUGUCGGAAGUCACUUCGGAACACCACCUAUCGACACUGCGGAUUUCGACAAUUGGGUAAACAUUCUGGCAAAAGUCGAUCAAAGUGUAAGAAAACCAGCAGAGUUUUUUAGAUAACAAACAAUUUAUAGGAAGACGUAGAAUACGCCCGAGAAAAGUAUCGAUCGUUUUUGGCUAGAUAUCCAAACUGUUACGGAUUCUGGCAGAAAUAUGCCGAGUAUGAGAAGAAGAUGGGCAACAUGACAGAAGCGAAGGCUGUUUGGGAGAAGGGAAUCAUCAACAUUCCAUUAUCGAUCGAUUUGUGGAUAGGCUACACUGCUGAUGUGAAGAAUAUCAAGGAUUUUCCGCCCGAUUCGUUGCGAGAGUCAGCAUCUGAGCCGAAUAAAUCAGCAUAAAUUGUAUUCUUACAGCUUGUACGCCAGAGCCCUCGAGAUUGCAGGACUAGAGUAUCAAAGUGAUCGUCUAUGGCUAGAAGCAAUCGGAUUCGAAAGAGCAGUGUACAUAAACGAGUUGUGUAAAGGAAACACGACCGCCACCUGCAAAAGAAUCGGAAUUAUGUUCGAUAAGCUUCUGGGAACUCCAACGGCACAUGCAUCCUCGCAUUUCGAAAGAUAUGUGGCGUAUUUGAAUACAAUAGAGCCACACUUGCUGCUCAGCGAACGAGAAUAUGACGAAAUAAUGAAGCUUGUCUGUAAGCGACUUGAGAAACCUGUAAGUUCUUGCUUCCGUUCUCACCAUAUAUUCUCAAGGUUCUCUCAAGUUUCAAGUUUCUCUUUUAGAUCGAAGAGCUGGUGCGCCAGGUGCAACUCAGCUACAUUUGUCAGGAAACUGCAUAUGGAAUGAUGAACAUUGUCACAGAAUCGGGAGAAAACACUUUCUCAAUAACAGUUAACAGUGCUCAACACGAUCCGGCCGCUCUUCAAUUCAUCCGCGAAGAGAUCAUUUCUCGUCGUCGUCGCAUUUAUGAAAAAAAUAUGAGAGAAUGCGAGAUGCGCGCCGGUUUCGAAACCAACAUUAAGAGACCAUAUUUCCACGUCAAACCUCUCGAUUACCCGCAACUAUUCAACUGGAUGUCUUAUCUAGACUUUGAAAUGAAGGAAGGGAACGAGCAGCGCAUCAGAAUUCUGUUUGACAGAUGCCUCAUUCCGUGUGCUCUUUACGAAGAAUUCUGGAUUAAGUACGCUCGAUGGAUUUGGAAAGUGUACAAAUCACGAACGAAGUCUCGUGAACUGUACGCGAAGGCUAAAAUACACUGUCCCACUUCCUUAAAUUUGGCGCUGAGCGAAGCCGGCUUCGAAGAAUCUACUGGUAAAAGAAGACGAGAAAUCGGUCUAAAUGUUAUUUAUUUCAGAUAACUUUGACGAGGCAAUAAAGAUUUUAGACAAGUUUCGCCAGGAAUAUCCCGGAUAUGUGCUCCUUGAGCUCCGUUAUCUCGGGAUUCUCCGGAGAAAAGCGGAGAAAGAAGGCGGACCAUCAUCGGAAUUCGUUCUCAAUCAGUAUGAGGCACUCAUCAAAGAUUCACAAAUUUCGCCAAAUCUUCAUUCAUUCUACAGCCUGAAGCUUGCCAGAUACCAUCAAAAAUCAAGACACGAUCCGAAAUUGGCUCAAAAGGUUUUGAAAAAAGCCAUCUCGAUUGAUCCAUUCAAUCUGCAACUGUACAGUCAGUUCGUUGACGUCGCCUACUCAUCCGAUGUGAUGACUGAAGUAAGCAAUCAGAUGGUUUCUUUCUUUCAAGUUCUUCAAAUUCUUUCCAGUUAGAUGUAAUUCAGUCGUUUGAUAUCGCUUUGGACAGCAAUUUGAGACUGGAAGACAAAAUUAGGUUCAGCCAGCGGAAGCUGGACUAUUUGGAGGAGCUCGGCAAAAACAUUCUCGCGUUAGUCGUGAUUCCGAUGCUUAUGAAUGACACUGUUUCGUAAAAAUAUUCGUUCAGGAUCGAGGAUCAUCGAGAUUAUCAUUAUCAUCUUCUCGGACAACUGCCGGACACCGUGGCGAUUCGUACUAGAUUCGUAAAUGACCCAAGCAGAGCGUGAGUUGUUCGAACUUUCGCUUCUUAUCACACUGUGCACUUUCAGCGCUUUCGUGCCAACAAUGCCACCCCAACAACAACUCGUUUUUCCGCAGGCCUCGUUACAACAACCCGGGGCACUUGGAAUGAGUUUGUUUAGUUUAUAAUAAUCUUGUUCAAAUCAGAUUAUUUUCAGUGCCAAUGAUUCCAAUUCAACAACCGAUGAACUUUAUAAACCAAGCCCCACCUACCGUUCAACUCACACUCAUCGAAAAUCCAAUUAAACCAGAUAUUAUCUGA